Messenger RNA from Harpegnathos saltator (Jerdon's jumping ant), 1219 nucleotides. RefSeq lists its product as uncharacterized. The coding region runs from base 197 to 1117 and encodes 306 amino acids. NCBI's taxonomy places the organism in Eukaryota, Metazoa, Arthropoda, Insecta, Hymenoptera, Formicidae. The record is from RefSeq and is a predicted model, not a curated record. The transcript has 3 exons.
UUCUGGAUAUGUAGAUUAUUUCAUUCCACAUAUAUGUACAUAUAAAACAAAUUUCUCUUCACACAUAUGAAAUAGACAUUCGUAACAACUGCCGAAAUAGUCGGCUUGUAUUUUGACAUUUGCGAUAUUUACGAAAUCCUCAAUUUACAUCUCACUUGGUUCAUUUACGCAUUUAAAACUGUCGGAAUCAGGUGUAAUGGAUGAUGAAGAAUUACACGAGAUAAAGGCACAUAUAAAAUUAACAAAUAAAGGAACAUUUCUUUAUGGCGGUUGGUGUGAAGAAAAAUUACUCAGCUUGCUAAAGGAAAAACUUAUACGACAGCACAAAAUUGAACUAUCACCUGAAUAUCCAUACAACAAUGUACUAUGUGACAUAUCACCUGAAUUGUGUCGGUCUAUCAUUCAUAGUGGAAUAUAUAAUGAAUGUAUCUUAGCUAAUCUAGAAAGAAAAGGUAUGUCUCCACAUAAAAUCAUGAAGGCGAUAAAAUAUGGUCUCCUUAGUCUCAAUCCUGAAGAACUAAAAUAUUUCAAAGAUUUUGGAGUAGAUGUGGACGUAGUGAAUGACGCGGAUAUGUGGUCAAGGAAACUUGACGCGAAAUUGAUAUGGAAUCUUAUAGUCGCCAAUUUAACUGAAAAUCAGUGCUGGAAUAUUGUUAUCUGUGGGUUAGUGUCCCAGAAUAAAAGUGUGCUUUGUCGGCUUCUGUGGAGUGGCGUGGAUGUUCCAGGAAUUUUAAAUUGGCCAGGACCAAUUAAACCAGUUACGUCGACAAUAAUUAGCUUUUUGAAGAAAUUUGGUAUUGAUGAAGAUGCUCUUCGUUAUGUAGAAGAGAACGGUAUCGAUGAUGAAGCCGAAGACAUAUUGAUUGAUCUUGGAUAUAGUGAAUAUGAAGAGAAACAAGCUUUAGAAGAAAUAUUGUGCGAGUGCAGUUCGACAAUGGUAUCUACGGCGUCUUCAUUAAUGACAAGAACAUCUCUUUGCACCAGUUUAAGUAAAGCAGCUCCUACGCUCGUAAGUACACAAUACAAUCUUGCUCCACAUAUGUGCACGUGCUGUUUAAAUUUGUUGCCAAAAGAGCAACGCAAUGAGGCUCUUGAGAGAAAUGAUUACUUAAGGUAACUAUCACACAUUAUAUCGCUAUAACGCAAUCACAGCAUUGUAAUAAAUUGAUAUAAUUGUUGUACAGUAUAUAAAAAAAUAGAUUAAUGUGUAACACCAUUG